This is a messenger RNA of Pocillopora verrucosa, 468 nucleotides long. NCBI's taxonomy places the organism in Eukaryota, Metazoa, Cnidaria, Anthozoa, Scleractinia, Pocilloporidae. The record is from RefSeq and is a predicted model, not a curated record.
UUUGUAAACAGCGAACGAAACAUGGCCGCAAAAUCAUCUGUUGGAUUGCUGAUAUUUGCCUCGUGCUUGGCAAUAGUUUCCUGCCUGCAAUGCUACCAAUGUAGCCGUGAAGACGAUAACGAUGCUUUGGAAUAUUGUGCGUUGCCGUCACCCCCUGAACUGGGCAAUAACACAAAAAUCAAUUGCAGUGCAGGUGAAGACCAUUGCCAGAUUACGAAAAGAUUUACGAAGGAAAACUCUGUUGACCUGUUUACAAGGAAGUGCACUGAGAAAAGCGAGUGUACCAACGACUGCUCAAAGCCUGAUAAUAAUGGAGAGAUUAUCUGCGACAUUUGCUGUCAAGAAGAUCUGUGUAACAAAGGAGCUGGAGAGGGACCUAAAGAAAAGUCUCAGAAGUCGGGGACGUCGAGGAUGCAGAUGAUGAGGGGCCUGUCUCUGGUUGGGUUAUUACUGCGUUGGUUCCUUUAA